AUGACCACCAGCACCACCACGAGCAGCCACCGACAUGACCAUCCAUCGGUCGCGACUGCGAGCGCCAGCACCGCGGAGCGCGAGUCGAAGUUGAACGAGAGAGAAAUCAGAGAGAGAGAGACUGAGAAGAGAGAGACUGAGAAGAGAUAUUUCACGAUUCGGCACGACCUCUGGCCGCUGCUUAGGCGCGACGUCGCUCGUAAAUCUGUCGAAUGUCGAGCCGGUGAUUGGCUUUGUGCGCUCGUGAAGUUUCGCCUUCUAACGCUGUCCCCCUCCGAUAUCAACACUCCUCCUCCUCCUCCUCCUCCCUAUCAUCGCCUCAUCUUCCACCCAAACCUCUUGUCCACUUCCGCUCUCCCCCCCCUCUUCCCUCCCUCUCCCCCCCAUGUUUUCCCUUCUCCCUCCACGUCUCUCCAUCACCACCACCACCGCCAACACCAAACGUCACGACGCCCGCCCGCAGUCAACCCCAACUACAUCGGCGGGGAGUCGAAGCGCUCCCGCACGGCCUACACGCGCCAGCAGGUGCUCGAGCUCGAGAAGGAGUUCCACUUCAACCGCUACCUCACUCGGAGACGGCGGAUCGAGAUCGCGCACUCGCUCUGCCUGAGCGAGCGCCAGAUCAAGAUCUGGUUCCAGAACCGGCGCAUGAAGUGGAAGAAGGACCACAAGCUGCCCAACACCAAGAUCCGCUCCUCGGGUCCCGGCGGGGCUGUGCAGGCGAACGGUGGAGCGGCGGUGGUGAUGACUGCAGGUGGUGGAGGUGGUGGAGGUGGUGGUGGUGGUGGCAGCAACAGCAAUGGUAGCAGCAGCAGCAGCGGCGGCGGCAGCAGCAGCAGUGGGAAGGCUCACUGCGUGCCCUCGGCUCCCACGGGUGGAGUGCUCGCCCGGGCGUUAUGAGGCACAAUGAGACGUACGGUCGGACUGGAGCGCACGUAUAUAUAUAUAUACGACUACACACGCACACACAAGUACACACACACGUACACGGACACACACAAGUACACGGACACACGCACACACAAGUACACACGUAAUUAUACACACACAAGUACACGGACACACGCACACACAAGUACACACGUAAGUACACACACACGUACACGGACACACGCACACACAAGUACACACGUAAGUACACACACACAAGUACACGGACACACACGCAAGUACACACACACAAGUACACGGACACACACAAGUACACGGACACACGCACACACAAGUACACACGUAAGUACACACAAAUACAAAUACACACACAAGUACACGGACACACACGCACACAAUUACACACGCAAGUACACACACACACAAGUACACGGACACACACAAGUACACGGACACACGCACACACAAGUACACACGUAAGUACACACAAAUACAAAUACACACACAAGUACACGGACACACACGCACACAAUUACACACGCAAGUACACACACACAAGUACACGGACACACACGUACACGGACACACGCACACACAAGUACACACGUAAGUACACACAAACACAAAUACACAAGUACACGGACACACACACACAAUUACACGUGUACACAGGUACGCCAACACACACAGUACACGCGCACACGUGGCACUCGUAUACGGCACACAAAACCAAACGUAGGCACGAGUUUAAACCGAUCGUAUACUCCGACACAUUCCCAAACACACACGCAGAAAUGUGUACACAUCCAUUCGUGUAUGAACUCAUACACACGUUUAAUCAUGCAAACUAGUGUACACUCCUGUACAUAAACACAUAGACGCGAAUUAAUAUGUUGUAUACAAUGCAUACGUACACAUAUGCGCGUGUACAAAGACACACAAGACAAAGAUCCCCCGUAUAGCCUUAACAGACUUUAGGGGCAAGUGCUGUUAGCGAGCACCUAUGAAGGCCAGCACGGCACACAAGGGGGUGGGUGGCCAAUACCACGCCCGACCGCCUUUGUCUCCCCUAGUGGAAAUGUUUACACACCGCACCAGGUACUGUACUCAUUUGAGGCUGAGUCGACCUAGGGGAGGCCCGGGACCGGUUCAGAUAAAUCGUCACUAGUGUUGGCCGUGAGCGGGAAUCGAACUCGGGUGGCCAGGUUUCGUAGCGCAGCGCGCUAACCGCUACACCACCGCUCCCUCAACAAAGACACACGAACGCACACACACGCACUCAUCCAUACGCAUUUACAGACGGGCACACGCACACUUCCCAUACGCACACAUAUCCACAUAUAUAUACACACGCUCGCACACGCACGCAGACAAAGAUCCCCCGUGUAGCCUUAGCAUACUUUGGAGGAAAGUGCUGUUUAGCGAGCACCUAUGAAGGCCUGCACGUCACACGAUCCACACUUGCGCGUGCACACACACAGCGGUCUCAACGUACACUUCACGCACGCACGCAAAUCCACGUAUACACGCACGCGCAAACAUACAUUCACACACACACUCAUACAUACACAAACUCAUACAUACACACACAUACAUACACACACACUCAUACACACACACUCAUACAUACACGCACGCGCAUACAUACACACACACACUCAUACAUACACGCAUACAUACACACACACUCAUACAUACACACACACUUACACAUACACACACACUCACACAUACACACACACACUCAAACAUACAUACACACUCAUACAUACACACACACUCACUCAUACAUAGACACACACACGCAUACAUACACACACACAC
Messenger RNA from Lethenteron reissneri (Far Eastern brook lamprey), 2715 nucleotides. Its product is annotated as homeobox protein Hox-B4-like. The record is from RefSeq and is a predicted model, not a curated record. Gene Ontology annotation, molecular function: RNA polymerase II cis-regulatory region sequence-specific DNA binding; DNA-binding transcription factor activity, RNA polymerase II-specific. Gene Ontology annotation, biological process: anterior/posterior pattern specification; embryonic skeletal system morphogenesis; positive regulation of transcription by RNA polymerase II. Gene Ontology annotation, cellular component: nucleoplasm. Lineage: Eukaryota; Metazoa; Chordata; Hyperoartia; Petromyzontiformes; Petromyzontidae.